Molecule: messenger RNA, 1392 nt
Organism: Sparassis crispa
Lineage: Eukaryota; Fungi; Basidiomycota; Agaricomycetes; Polyporales; Sparassidaceae
Product: Aspyridones efflux protein
Exons: 12
Coding region: 1-1392 (463 amino acids)
Biological process (GO): transmembrane transport
Cellular component (GO): fungal-type vacuole membrane
Molecular function (GO): transmembrane transporter activity
Source: RefSeq, a predicted model, not a curated record
AUGGAAGAACAUACAGUUCAGCAAGAGAGCAACCAGACGCAGCGAGGUGCUUCGUUUGAGAAAAGCAUGGCUCGCAAGUCGGACGAACGCACCAUCGACCAGUCCGAGCCGACGAAGAUAGAAUCCAAAGACCGAGUCGAGUCAGAGGAAGAGUGUGACGCCGCUGCUGACGAGGAGAUCCCGCAUAUUACAUUUCCAGAUGGAGGGCUUCGGGCGUGGAUGGUAGUGUUUGGUGUUGCUUGUGGGACCUGCGGGACUUUUGGAUUUGUGAAUGCUUGGGGUGUUUUCCAAGCGUACUAUGAAGAGACUCUUCUUCCCGACACAUCCCCAUCGACGAUCGCUUGGAUUGGCUCCAUUCAGUAUGCGCUAGUGUUCAUGCCCGGUCUAGUCUUGGGUAGAUUGUUCGACAUGGGUUAUUUCAAACUGCCCUUGUUGGUAUCAUCAUGCAUUCUCGUCGCCGCUGCAUUCUUGGUUGCAGAAUGCAAAGAAUUCUGGCAGUUCCUCCUAUGCCAGGGUAUUGCAGUUGGGCUGGCAAGCGGGUCCAUCUUCGGACCAAUUAUGGGCAUUCUUGCGCAUUGGUUCGAAAAGAGGAUUAACCUUGCGUAUGCCAGCAUGUCAUUGGGCUCUAGUGUUGGCGGAACAGUCUUCCCGAUUGCUGUGCGCAAUUUGAUCGAGCACGUAGGGUUCAAGUGGACUAUGCGCAUUAUGGGAUUCAUCAUCCUUAUGCUGUUGGGCAUCUGCAAUCUUACUGUAGACCGGCGACUUCCGCCCAACAACAAGUCGGGCUCUUUCAUAAAUCUGGCGGCAUUUAGAUUCAUGCCAUAUACACUCUAUACUGUAGCCGCACUGGUCAAUUGGCUAGGUCUCUACACAGUGUUGACAUAUAUUGAUGUCAGUGCUGCCCAAGCAGGCGUACCCCAGACCUUCUCGUUCUACCUUCUUCCCAUCGCCAAUGCCGGCUCGGCCUUUGGUCGGCUGUCAGGCGGAAUCAUCGCAGAUCAUAUAGGGCAACUAAAUGUAAUGAUACCAGCAACACUGAUCGCCGGGGUCAUGACAUACGUAUGGCCUGCCGCAAAAUCAGUCGGUGCGAACGUUGCUGUUGCUCUUCUCUACGGCAUGUCCUCUGGGGUAUAUGCUUCCCUUGUUGCUACGCCGAUCGUCGCUAUGGGCGAAAGGCACGACGUGGGCCAGCGCAUCGGCAUGGCGUUCAUGCUUCUCGCGAUGGGUGCGCUUGCUGGACCGCCAAUAUCCGGUGCUAUCUACGACUCCACAGGGACCUACAAGUGGGUAGGUAUCUAUGCAGGCACCACAGUGGAGAUCGGCGUGAUUCUGAUGUUGAUGUCACGAUACCUGCUCGCGAAAGACUCUGGUGGGAUGUUUGCGAAGCUGUGA